AUGGAGUUAGUUGAGACACUCGUCAAGCAAGCAAGCAUAGACGACUCGUCCAUCGCGCCAUGUCGACCAAAGAGGAUAGUGCAAGAAGCCACAUUUAUAGAGGAAAUCAGUGGUGAAAUAUUGAAAAAACUGAAUCGUUUAACACCAAUCGAUGUUCAUGAGGGUCUAGUUGGAAUAGAAGCUCGUAUAGAGCGCAUUGAGUCGCGUGUACGUGUCGGUUCGAGAGAUGUGUGCAUUUUGGGCAUUUGGGGAAUGGGCGGUAUCGGUAAAACCACACUUGCUAGAGCUCUAUUUGAUAGAAUAAAAUCCCAAUUCGAUGGCUGCUGCUUCCUAAAGAACGUGAGGGAAAAUCAAAUCAAACAUGGGCUGUCGCAUUUGCAAGAGAAGCUCCUAUGUGAAGUUUUGGAGGAACGGAGAGACCAACUAAUUGGCAAUAUUUCGCGUGGAUUCUUAAAGAAGAGGAUGCGUGGAAGAAAAGUGCUGAUUGUUCUCGACGAUGUUAACGACAUGGAACAAUUAGAGGAUUUAGCCGGCGGCCGUGAUUGGUUCGGCCCAGGAAGCAGGAUCAUCGUAACAACCAGACACAGACAAGUUGUUAAUGGGGCGGAUGAAGUUUACGAGGCACAGCAUUUAAGCCACGAGGAAGCAAUGCGGCUGUUCAGCCACCAUGCGUUUGCGUUUGAAGGAAUUGACCACUCCCCAGAAGGUUUCUUGGAGCUUUCUACAAAGGCUGUAAAUUAUGCAGGGGGCAUUCCGCUGGCUCUCAAGGUCUUGGGGUCUUGUUUAUGUGGCAAGGAUAAACCAGUUUGGGAAAGUAAAUUGGCUAAACUAGAGAGAUUACCAAAUGAAAAGGUUCAGAAUGUGUUGAAAGUAAGCUUUGAAGGACUGGAUCGCACAGAAAAGGGCAUAUUCCUUGAUGUUGCAUGUUUCUUUAAGGGGGACCAUGUUGGUAUUGCCAAAGCAAUGUGGGAUGCUUGUGGCUUCUUCCCAGAGGUUGGUCUUUCUGUACUUAUUGACAAGUGUCUGCUGUCUAUUACAAGAAACUCUGUGUUUCAGAUGCAUGAUUUGAUCGAAGAAAUGGGUAAAGAAAUUGUUCGCCAAGAGGACAUGGAGGAGCCAGGCAAGCGUAGUAGGGGGACUAACGCAAUUAAAGGCAUACUCCUGGACUUGUCAAAAAUUAAAGAGGUGGAAUUAGGUGAGGAUGCUUUUGCGGAAAUGACCAAGCUGAGAUUUCUGAACUUCUUCUCCAAAAACUUGGGAGAAAGCACGAAGACAAGGAUAAGGCUUCCUCAUGGUUUGACAAUGCUUCCGGACAGCUUGAUGUACCUUUCUUGGGAUGGAUAUCCCUACAAAUUUUUUCCUUCAAAUUUUGAUCCAGACAAGCUUUUUUGGUUGCGUUUACGUCAUAGCUGCAUCAAACAACUGUCCAAAGGACAAAAGAUAUUUACAAAUUUAAAACAUAUCAACCUCAGCGAUUCUGAGUAUCUAUCUGAAGUACCUGAUGUAUCAGAAGCUCCAUAUCUUGAGGAUAUUAAUUUUGCGGGCUGCAUACAAUUAUGUACCAUCCACCCUUCUAUGGCUACUUUGAGCAAGCUCAAAACUCUAAAUCUAAGAGAUUGUAGGAAGCUACGGAAUCUUCCGAGCAGCAUUUGUUUGAAAUCUCUUCAAGAGUUGGAUCUCUCUGGUUGCUCGAGCCUCCAAAACUUUCCAACCAUUUCCGAUUAUAUGGAACAUUUGUGGAGUCUUUCCCUAAGCGGAACUGCUAUAUCAAAUCUGCCUUCAUCUAUUGAAAAUUUCUACGGACUUGUUGGGCUUGACCUUACAAACUGCAAAAACCUUGUGAGUCUUCCAGAUAGCAUUUGUAAUUUGAAAUGUCUCGAUAGUCUUAUUCUGUCUAGUUGUGAAAACCUCCAACAUCUUCCAGAGAACAUUGGCAAUUUAGAAUCGUUGUCUACGGUUUAUGUAGAUGAAACCUCAAUUAAACAAGUACCAUCCUCCAUUGUGUGUUUGAAGAAUAUUUUCGAGUUAUCGUUUAAUGGGUGUAGAGGAACAGAGACACUGAGUAGUCUUGGUUUUCUGUCUUGGUUUCUUCCCAGAAGCAGAAGUAGUUCAAGUUGCAAUAUGGGUCUGCAGUUGCCUCCUUUGGGGGGCUUCAAACAACUUAGUUCUCUUUCUCUUAGUAACUGCAAUCUUGUGGAAGCACCAAGUGGUCUACACAACUUGCCCUGCUUGUCUAGUAUUGACUUAAGUGAAAAUAACUUUGAGAGCUUACCUCAAAGCAUUUAUGAUCUUCCUGAAUUAGGUACUCUUAUGCUGUGUUAUUGCAAAAAACUAGUGUCAUUACCGAAGCUUCCAUCCAGCCUCAGCGUUCUUCUGGCAGAUGAAUGCACAUCACUGGAGUCCAUUAUGAGCUUUGAAUUUUUUUACAAAAGUGAUAACAGGACUUACUAAGAGUUUAAAUUUGCCAACUGUUUGAAACUAAAGAAUCAGUGCAACAGCAUCUUGGAAUCUAUAAUACAGGAAGUUCAUCUUGCAUCAAAAACAAUGCAGAUUUUAUAUGAUGAUCAGGGUAUUAAUCUUAAUCAUGGUGGCCUAAGUCUUACUCGGGGGGUCAUAUUUCCAGGGAGUGAAAUUCCAGAAUGGUUUAGUAAUCAAACAGCAGGCGAUACUAUAACCCUCCACUUUCCGCCACCUUGUUUAGAUAAGUCGUUGGGGUUUGCUGUUUGUGUUAUUCUUUCUCCUGAUGACACCUCUCAUUCUGAUGUCAACGUUAGUUGUGAAUUGAUAUGUCAAGACAACGGUGAGGAUACCACGAGCUAUUUCCCUUUCUUGCGUGGAGGAGUAAACGAAGCCUGUUUCUUUAGUGGGAGAGGAAACAAGGUCUCCUUUGAAGAAGAUCAUGUUGUUUUUGGGUUUGUAUCGACGUGUGACAGUGUUGAAACUCAUUGGCCCAAGAAUUGCAAUCACAUUGAAGGUUUAUUCAAGUUCAGUGCGUAUUUCGAAUGUUCUCAUGCUCCUGUAAAGGUGAAAAAGUGUGCAGUUCGCUUGGUAAAAGUGGAAGAAAAAACACAGCCUACUAAUUUCAACUCCUCAUCGUUAGCUGUAUUUCCAUCAUCAAUAUCGACUCCAUCGCGUGCUUUAAUUUGAAGGUGGCACUAUUUGCAAAAUGGGUGAGACCCCUUCUCGGAGUGCCUGUGGUGAGAGCUUCCCUAAUUCGUGUAGGUACAAACUCUUGGGUUUCCAUAAGUAUUAAAUGAAACUAGUUGUAUUCAUUGAAAAUUUUAACUGUUGCUAGUUGUUGAGAUCUUGCGUGUGUAUCAUACAAUAAUAUAGGUAAGUGUGAACUGUAAAUUAAUGGAAAGCAUGUAUUUUGGAGUGAAAUUGUUGUACAAUAUUAUGUUUAAAUAUCGAUAUAUUUUGAUGCUGAACUAACUAUAA
Molecule: messenger RNA, 3438 nt
Organism: Momordica charantia (bitter melon)
Lineage: Eukaryota; Viridiplantae; Streptophyta; Magnoliopsida; Cucurbitales; Cucurbitaceae
Source: RefSeq, a predicted model, not a curated record